Messenger RNA from Williopsis jadinii, 312 nucleotides. RefSeq names its product thioredoxin TRX2 (gene TRX2). The transcript has a single exon. The coding region runs from base 1 to 312 and encodes 103 amino acids. Gene Ontology annotation, molecular function: protein-disulfide reductase activity. NCBI's taxonomy places the organism in Eukaryota, Fungi, Ascomycota, Saccharomycetes, Phaffomycetales, Wickerhamomycetaceae. The record is from RefSeq and is a predicted model, not a curated record.
AUGGUUACUCAAAUCACCACCGCUGAGCAAUUCAACGAGGCCAUCAAGUCCUCCAAGUUGGUUGUUGUCGACUUUUACGCUACCUGGUGUGGUCCUUGUAAGAUGAUUGCUCCAUUGGUGGAGAGAUUUGCCAACGAGUACACCGACGCUGAGUUCUACAAGGUUGACGUUGACGAGCUCGGACAAGUUGCGCAGCAACAGGAGGUGAGCGCUAUGCCAACCAUCCUUUUCUUCAAGAACGGCCAGGUCAUUGACAAGAUUGUGGGUGCCAACCCAAAUGCCCUGAAGCAGAAGAUCGCUGCCAACAUCUAA